GAGGGGGGGGGGGGGGCGUGUGGGAACUCCGCCCGCCGCGUCGGUUAGUCUCUCGAGUCGACCUACUACGCGGGCUGCUUGCGACGGUGGCGGACAUUUUGUGUCUCUCGGGAUCAAAUCGUCCCCUUCCUAUGCUGGCGGCGUCCCCUUCCCAUGCUGGUGGCGUCCCGUAGCGCCCAAGGAGCACGUCGGUCCCGUCAGGCGAAGCUUUUUGGAGCCUCUUCGGCGGCGGCCGUCGAGCACAGCAGCGACAGGAUGCCGGGCAUGAUGGACAAAGGCUCCGAGUAUUUGGGCAAGGCUCGCUCCAACGGCACCAAGAGUCCUUCCAACGCGUCCAACGGACACUUGACGGACGAAAGCGGCAGCGACGACGAGCACGAUGUUGGCAUGCGGGUCGGAGCCGAUUACCAGGCCAACAUUCCUGAUUACGAGGCCGGCUCCAGCAAAUACUCUGAGCGGGACAGCGGCGGGAUGUUGGUGUGGUCUCCUUAUCAUGACAUCGAAGACGCCAAACUGGACGAGUACAUCGCACUGGCCAAAGACAAGCACGGCUACAAUGUGGAGCAGGCCCUGGGGAUGCUCUUCUGGCACAAACACAACAUCGACAAGUCUUUGGCUGACCUCCCCAACUUUACGCCUUUUCCCGACGAGUGGACGGUGGAGGACAAAGUUCUCUUUGAGCAAGCGUUCAGUUUUCACGGCAAAAGUUUUCACCGCAUCCAACAGAUGCUUCCAGAUAAAUCCAUCUCCAGCCUGGUCAAGUACUACUACUCGUGGAAGAAAACCCGUUCCAGAACCAGUCUGAUGGACCGCCAAGCCAGGAAGCUGGCCAGCAGGAGCAACCGAGGCGACAGUGACGAGGAGAUGGAGGAGGCCAACGCCGCCGAGCCAAACGACAGCGACUACGACCCCAACAAGGAAGCCAAGAAAGAGAACCCGGCGGAGCUCACCGCGCCCGCGGCGCCCACCGCCAAGUCGGUCCCGGGCCGGCGGGAGCACCAGACGCUGCAGCACCGCCACCAUCAGCGCUCGCGGUGCCGCCCCCCCAAAGGCAUGUACCUGAGCCAGGACGACGUGGUGGCCGUCUCCUGCGGCGCCGCUGCCGCCAACGCGCUCCUGCGCCAGCUGGACAUGGAGCUAGUGUCCCUCAAGAGGCAGGUUCAAAACGCCAAACAGCUGAACAGCGGACUCAAGCACGUCUUGGAACGUGGAAUCGAGGCCUUCCGCUUGCCCGAGAGCGCUCAGAAGGUGAACGCUCGCUGGACCACCGACGAGCAGCUGCUGGCCGUUCAAGGAGUCCGGAAGUAUGGCAAAGACUUUCAGGCCAUCGCCGACGUCAUCGGCAACAAAACGCUGGGGCAGGUGAAGAACUUUUUCGUCAACUACCGGCGGCGUUUCAAUCUGGAGGAGGUGCUUCAGGAGUGGGAGGCGGAGCAAGGGGACGGCGCCUCCGGGGAGGAGCUGAAGAACACGUCCGCCACGCCCUCCGGGAAGAGCACCGACGAGGAGGACGACGAGGCCGCCGCUUCGGGGGCGUCUCCGGCGGUGGCUUCGUCUCAGACGGGCGUGACGCCGAGCCCCGCCUCCUCGCUCCACCACCAGCCGCCGCCCCUGCUGCGGCCCUCGCUGCCGGCCACGCCAUCCCUGCAUCGCCAGCCGCCGCCCCUGCAGCAGCAGCCCCACCCGAGCUCGCAGCAGAGCCGGCCCGCCUUGCAGCAGCCGCCGCCCCUCAUCCGGCCCACCAACGCCCCGCCCCCUCGUCUCAACCCCCGCCCGUCCGGCCCCGCCGCCCCUCCGCAGCCUUCGGCCGACGCGGGCUCCUCGUCGUCGUGUCUCCAGUAACGUGCGCCGAGGAGAGGCCAUCCGCCUGCCCGCCCAAACGGCAUGUUGACAACGGAACACUCGGGCGGGACCAAACGCCUUGGUGACACUCGAGCAUGCUCGAGCCUGUCCCAGCUGUCAGGUUGCCAGAGACCAAUAAGCAUCCGCGCCUCCAGGCAAUUUAGAGCGCUCAAUCGUUUUUGGGAUGUGGGAGGACCCGGAGAAAAGCCAGCGCUUGUCGACAUGAGCGUUCUUGUGGCAGCAAUUGGUUUGGACAAGCAGUUGCUCGACAGCGCCGCCCGGUGUUUUGAGUAAGAUUGCUUCAGCAUGUUUGAAUUGGAGCUUUUGUUGCGUUUGCAUAUUGCUUGUCGAGCCCAUGGGCGGACACUUGCCAAAGAAGGACACAAAGUUCACAUUAAAACAUGUCAUGGGCA
Messenger RNA from Syngnathus acus (greater pipefish), 2255 nucleotides. It is a transcript of the gene rcor3, whose product is annotated as REST corepressor 3. The transcript is spliced from 13 exons. Gene Ontology annotation, cellular component: transcription regulator complex; histone deacetylase complex. The record is from RefSeq and is a predicted model, not a curated record. Gene Ontology annotation, molecular function: transcription corepressor activity. Gene Ontology annotation, biological process: regulation of transcription by RNA polymerase II; negative regulation of DNA-templated transcription. The coding region runs from base 154 to 1842 and encodes 562 amino acids. Lineage: Eukaryota; Metazoa; Chordata; Actinopteri; Syngnathiformes; Syngnathidae.